Molecule: messenger RNA, 618 nt
Organism: Blepharisma stoltei
Lineage: Eukaryota; Ciliophora; Heterotrichea; Heterotrichida; Blepharismidae
Source: the annotation of a GenBank genome assembly
AUGAUAGCAUUAGAGAAUGAGAUUGAGAAUUUGGCAGAUUCAUUAUUAUACACUUAUCUUUACCAAGAUUACAAAGCCGCUUAUUGUCGAAUAGCAUCUCUUUAUGCUAUUGACACAAUUAGCAAUAGAACGAAUUUGUUUAUUUAUGACACUGAACAUGAAAAUAGAGAAGAGAAACUCUUGGAGACUCCGGAACCAUUAAACUCUGGUACUUGCAUAGCUCAGCUUCCAGAUGGCGAGCUAUUUUGCUUUGGUAGAUCUCCUGCUUCUGGCAUUUCAUUGAAAAUCUGUAAAAAUUAUAGAGUCCAACAGCUGCCAUCUGGAACCCCUUGCUUCCAUUCCUCAGCGAUUUAUUUUAAUAGAAAAGUAUAUUGCUUUGGUGGUGAAAAUAAUGGCUCUUUAGCUUUAUCUUUAUCUUUGAAAUUCGACUUGGGUGUUAAUAUAUGCUAUCUAUUAACUCCCAUGCCUAGAAAUGACUGUAAGUGCCACUGUAUAUUAUGAAACGAUGAUAUAUUGAUAGCGGGGUUUUAUAGUGCAAAUCUUUUAAGAUAUUCAACCAGCAGCGACUCUUUUUCAAGCGUUUCUUAUAGCUUUGCAGAGAAAAAAGAAAAAUUUUAA